Talaromyces amestolkiae is the source of this 2178-nucleotide messenger RNA. RefSeq lists its product as uncharacterized. Gene Ontology annotation, cellular component: nucleus; microtubule; kinesin complex. Gene Ontology annotation, biological process: microtubule-based movement. The transcript is spliced from 8 exons. The record is from RefSeq and is a predicted model, not a curated record. NCBI's taxonomy places the organism in Eukaryota, Fungi, Ascomycota, Eurotiomycetes, Eurotiales, Trichocomaceae. The coding region runs from base 1 to 2178 and encodes 725 amino acids. Gene Ontology annotation, molecular function: ATP hydrolysis activity; microtubule binding; ATP binding.
AUGAACCCCUCGACGAAACAGCCGUCGAGCCAGACGUCAUUAUUCCAGGUCUUCCUCAGACUACGACCGCCCAUCACAAAAGAAGAAGCAGCCCAUGCGCACCGUGGCGAGCGAUAUCUGAACGUCGAACCAGUCGAAAUCACAAAAGACAACGAUGUCUCCUCGCCACAAAACCCUCACCCCACGCAUAUCACCUUACAGCCGCCAAAUGAUUCACGAAAACGCGCCGUAGAAAAGUUCGCGUUUACCAGAGUGUUUGAAGAGAGCUCCAAGCAGCUUGAGGUCUUUGAGAAUACAGGCGUGCCUAAUCUAGUCAAAGGUGUUUUAAAGGAAGGUCGAGAUGGGUUGGUUGCUACCCUUGGCGUGACUGGUAGUGGCAAGAGUCAUACCAUACUGGGUACGAAAACCCAACGUGGAAUAACUCAAAUGUCCCUUGACAUUCUAUUUCGAUCUCUUGCCGAUACCAUACGUUCCGCAGACAACUUCGAAGACCCUACUCUUCUCGCGUCUUUGAGUGCAGCAGACUCCUCUGAAGCCCAAAUAUUUUCUGCUCGCAACUUUAUUGAUAGCAUCUAUGGCGACCCGACUGAGCGGGGGCGAGCGUCGAGAGCUCAUACUCCAAUGUCUAGAGGACAAACUCCAUUGAUGGAAUCGACACACACGCCCAUGAUACCCCGACGCCAAUUGAACCAGCGUCUUAACGCUCUACCAUCCCUGCCCAAUACCAACCAUUUAGUCACACCGAUGGACUCGCAAGCAGAGCACGUGGUUGUUGUCUCUAUGUACGAAGUCUACAACGACCGCAUUUUUGAUUUACUUUCUCCUUCCCAAGUAAACGGUACCGCAAGCCGUGGAAACAACCAGAAAGAGAAAAGAAGACCUUUACUUUUCAAAUCUACCGAGGGCUCACCGGACCGCAAAAUCGUUGCUGGUUUACGCAAAGUCGUGUGCAGCACCUAUGAAGAAGCUAUGAUGGUACUGGAGACUGGUCUCACUGAGCGCCGCAUUGCUGGUACCGGAAGCAACAACGUUAGCUCUCGCAGUCAUGGUUUCUUCUGCCUUGAAGUGAAGAAGAAAGUCUACCUGGCUGGAUCUGAACGCGCUCGAAACGCUAGGACAGCCGGGGCGACAUUGGCUGAGGCCGGAAAGAUUAACGAAAGUUUAAUGUAUCUCGGCCAAUGUUUGCAGAUGCAAAGUGAAAUCUCGGAGGGCAAUAAGACCGUAGUGCCAUACAGACAAUGCAAACUUACAGAGCUACUGUUUUCAAACUCAUUCCCGUCCUCUCACUCGGCUUCAAAUAACCGUUAUCCGCAAAAGGCAGUCAUGAUUGUUACCGCUGACCCUUUGGGUGACUUUAACGCUACAUCACAAAUUCUUCGCUAUUCUGCCUUAGCUCGUGAGGUUACUGUUCCUCGGAUCCCAUCCGUCUCGAGUACAAUUCUAUCAACCUCAAGCGCAACCUCAACAACCCAGAGCCGUCCACCAACAUCAACCGGCCGAACCACACCUUAUACAGCUUCUACUGAAGACCUCCAGGAGGCUGCUCGGGAGAUCGUUCGAAUCACAGAUGACUACGAGGCUUUAAUUGUCAGGCUCGCAGAGGAAGAGAUAGCCCGUCAAGAGGUCGAGCUCAGACUUCGAGCAGCUGAGGAAAAGUGUCUCAUGAUUGAGCAAGAGGUUCGCGAGGAGUGUUGGGCUGAAAUGGACGAGAAAAUGGAAGAGGAACGCAAACGAUGGCAGGAAGCUAUGGAUCGACAGGCUGGCCAUCACGAAGAGCACCUCGAUAAUAAGUUAGAAAUUGCUUCUCGUGGCAUUCAGGUCUAUGAAGAUCCAGAGCCAACAGCCGAUGAACGAGUUGACGAGCUUGAACGUGAGAACGAUUUUCUGAGAAGCAAACUAGCUGCUCUAGAACGUCAACUCAACUCCCGAUCCUCGCCGACUCGCAAGUCAAAGCCUCGCCCUGCCAUGAGUAACAACGACGCGGGAAAUAACCAAAAUCACCUUUUAAGCAGCGACAGCAGCGACCUCGAGAACAUGUUUCAGCGUGUCACUGCGUUCAAAGUCGCCGAAACCUACAAGUCACCGGUUAAGCCAAAGGCAGCCCUAGUGCAUGGUGCCAGAAACCCGAGAAGAGUGACGUCGCGAAAGAAAGACCUCGGCUCUGAGGACGAUUUUUAA